GCAGCAGGAAAACAAGCGAACCUAGGGGAGCGGAGCUGUGUUUACCGCUCACUGGGAUAGACGCAGCAGAAGACGCUCGUUUCCAGUCAUCCAGGGCGGAGAAAUCUCGGUGGAUGCACGGAGAAGGAGGAGGAGUGAGCGUAGAUGCUGACAAAACCCGAGAAAGGGAGACAUAUUUCGUGAUUGUUAUUAGACUUAAUCUUUCAAUUGGAAUACGCGUUUGCAUUCUCCAGCGAUGGACUUCAGCUGUCGGCACUGAGGCUCCCAGUUAUUUUGUUCUUCUUGUGACCUAAGCCGUCAUGGCGCUUCUUCACGAAUCUCGUGCUCCCUCUCCUUCUCUCUCCGGCUUCAACACACCCCUCUCUGAUCCUCCAUCCUAUUGUCGCUUCGAUGCCGAAACACCCUGCACCCCAGAAAUGGACCUUACCCCGACCCAGUGUGUCAUUCGUAACGUCCUAUCUAUGGACACCGGAAGAGCCGUAGAGCCCGAGGGUGGAGGGGGAGAGGGCCAGAGCACGGGCCACAACCAGACACCAGGCGAGGAACAACAGGAGCACUUUGCCAACAGCGUGCUGAAGCUCCACGAGCAUGACAGGAGUCCAGGAAGGACGGAGGGAGAGGGCCAGGAGAUGGAGGGCAGUGCGGUCAGGAACCAGGCCGGUGUUGCCAGGCUACAGUGCCAGUCUACCGGAGGGUUUCUAGAAGGGUUGUUUGGGUGUCUGCGGCCUGUCUGGACUAUGAUCGGCAAAGCAUACUCCACAGAGCACAAACACGGCCUGGAUGAGGCAUGGGAGAUCCCAUUCGAGGAGAUUUCUGACCUGCAGUGGGUUGGCAGUGGAGCCCAGGGUGCCGUCUUUCUGGGAAAACUGUACGGACAGGAAGUGGCUGUAAAGAAAGUGCGGAACAUCAAAGAGACCGACAUCAAGAACCUGCGCAAGCUCAAACAUCCCAACAUUAUCACUUUCAAAGGUAUUUGUACCCAGGCUCCAUGUUACUGCAUCAUCAUGGAGUACUGUGCCCAGGGCCAGUUGUACGAGGUGCUGAGAGCAGGCAGGAAGAUCCAUCCCUCCCUGCUCAUGGACUGGGCCAUGGGCAUCGCUGGGGGCAUGAACUAUCUUCACCUCCACAAGAUCAUCCACAGAGACCUCAAGUCACCAAACAUGCUGAUCACUUAUGAUGACUCUGUGAAGAUCUCUGAUUUCGGCACGUCCAAGGAGCUCAGUGACAAGAGCACCAAGAUGUCCUUUGCCGGUACGGUGGCCUGGAUGGCUCCUGAGGUCAUACGCAACGAACCCGUCUCAGAGAAAGUGGAUAUUUGGUCAUUUGGCGUGGUGCUGUGGGAGAUGCUGACAGGAGAGGUGCCCUAUAAGGACGUGGACUCCUCCGCUAUCAUCUGGGGAGUGGGCAACAACAGUCUCCAUCUGCCUGUACCGGAUAGCUGUCCAGAAAGCUUCAAACUGCUCCUCAGGCAAUGCUGGAACUGCAAGCCAAGAAACAGGCCCUCCUUCCGACAGAUUCUCCUGCAUCUGGACAUUGCUUCCGCAGAUAUCUUAUCGACUCCCCAAGAAACCUACUUCCAAACUCAGGUGGCGUGGAGAGACGAGGUGAGGCACCACUUUGAGCAGAUCAAGUCUGAGGGGACGUGUAUUCACAGGCUGGACGAGGAGCUGAUCAAACGACGCAGAGAAGAACUCAGACAUGCCCUGGACAUCCGGGAGCACUACGAGAGGAAAUUGGAGAGAGCCAACAAUCUCUACAUGGAGCUCAACGCCAUCAUGCUGCAGCUGGAGAUCAAAGAGAAAGAACUGCACAAGAGGGAGCAGUCACUAGACAAGAAGUACCCGGGCUGCUUCAAGCACCAGAGCUCCAGACAGUCGGCCUCCUCCAACUCCAUGGAGAAGCUCAUGAAGAAACGCAACGUACCGCAGAAGCUGCCCUCACACAGCAAGAGGCCUGACCUAUUAAAGUCAGAGGUCAUCCUCCCCAAACUGGACUCUUCCAUGACGCAGGUUACGAUCCCCAACAAGGGCUCCACCUCGCCCGGUCGCUCACGGCGAGGAAAGCCCCGCUACAGGAAGGCCGGGAAAGGCAGCAGCGGGGACUUGGCUCAGCUGAAAGCCACUCUCUCCUCUUCAUUAGCUAUGGUCAACUGCACCUCAUCUGUGCCCAGCAGCAAGCAGCACUUAGACCCCAGUGCAGCUCUCAGGGGGCUGCAGCAUGACCUGCUGCUCAAGAAGAUGUACUCCUCAAGCCCGGACCUCAUUUCAACCACGAUGGAGGCUGAGGACCGGAGGAAGGGCCAGGUCCGGACGGGGCUGGACAGAGUGGGCAGCCAGAGCGCCUCAGCCGGGCUGGGGGAGAGCAGAAGGACUGAAGGGACUGAGGAGGGGCCGGAUGUGGGUCUAGGGACUGAUGACCUGGCAGGAACCCCUCCACGCAGUGACACGCCCAGCGAGGAUGCAGCUUCCAUCCCUUUCUCCAGUAGCCCCGAGUCACCAUGUGGCAGGGGGGCCGCGGCGGGGAGGGCGUCCGUGCUCGGGAACCCCCGGGUUUCGCACGAGGGUGAAGAAAAGGAAGAAGGGACAGUGAUCAUACGUUCACCCAGAAGUCAACGCCUCACUCCUGCGGCACUGCUUUACAGGGCAGCCGUCACACGCAGUCAGAGACGUGGAGUGUCAUCAGAGGAAGAGGAAGGAGAAGUGGACAGUGAAGUGGAGUUGCCAAGGAGACGGCGUCCCCUGAGCAUGACCAAGUGCCAGUCCCUGUCCACCUUCAGCUCAGAGAACUUGUCGGUGUCGGACGGUGAGGAGGGGAACACCACGGACCACUCCCACAGCGGCACACCGGACGUGGUCAGCACCAACACCGACGAGCGUCUGGACGACAAGAGCGAUGACCUGCUCUCCCAGGGCUCAGAGAUCCCCGCCGACCCGUCCGACCCGACCCAGCUGGGCUCCGACGGAAUGUCUGAGAAAGAAGCUAUUCUUCGCCAAGUCAAGACCCAGCUCGCUAGUAAUGAUCAUAAUUUUGAGGCCCUGUAUGAUGACUCGGACUGUGACAGUGCAGAGCUGGAUCAUUCAGGCAGCGCUGACCCAGCCCCAGCCCCAGCCCCAGCCCCAGCCCCACCCCCACCUCCACCCCCACCCCCACCUCCAGCCAACUAG
This is a messenger RNA of Trematomus bernacchii (emerald rockcod), 3164 nucleotides long. Its product is annotated as mitogen-activated protein kinase kinase kinase 12-like. The record is from RefSeq and is a predicted model, not a curated record. Gene Ontology annotation, molecular function: ATP binding; JUN kinase kinase kinase activity. The coding region runs from base 300 to 3164 and encodes 954 amino acids. Lineage: Eukaryota; Metazoa; Chordata; Actinopteri; Perciformes; Nototheniidae. Gene Ontology annotation, biological process: protein autophosphorylation; JNK cascade. The transcript is spliced from 14 exons.